This is a messenger RNA of Amphibalanus amphitrite, 714 nucleotides long. RefSeq names its product protein eva-1 homolog C-like. The transcript has 5 exons. The annotation marks the transcript as partial. NCBI's taxonomy places the organism in Eukaryota, Metazoa, Arthropoda, Thecostraca, Balanomorpha, Balanidae. The record is from RefSeq and is a predicted model, not a curated record. Gene Ontology annotation, molecular function: carbohydrate binding.
CGCUCCGGCCCGAGCAGCCGCUGCUGGUCGCCUCAGAGAGUGCCCCGGGGCGGCGCGCGUCGGGUGGGCGACGCUGAUGUGUGGAGACCGAGAACGCAUUGAGGUGAACCGAACGCGACAGUGGGCAGGUCAGGUUCAAACGGUGCUGGAAUCGGUCGUGUGGUCGGUCGCUCUUUCAACUGGGUCACCUUUUAGCGAGUGCCAGUCCCACAAUGGCCAGAUACCGAGCCUGUCCGCUACUACCGCUGCUGCUGCUGCUGCCCACACUGGCGCUGGCCAACAACCUCGCGCUGCUGUCGGGUACGCUGCGCACGUUCCAGGUGGCUUCCUGUGACGGCGAGCUGCUGCGACUCGAGUGUCCGGCCGGCACCACCGUCUCCAUCCAGCUGGUGCAGUACGGCCGACUGGCCACCAACCCGACACUGUGCGGAUCGGCGGCCGACAUGCGCCGCUUCAACUACACCGAUUGCAUGGACAGGAGCGCGCUCAAGGUGGUGAUUGACGCCUGCGUCGGGAAGCGCCAGUGUCAGCUGCGUACCUCUGCUGCCCUGUUCGGGUCGACCCCCGAGUUCCGGACAAAGGUGGUGGUGUGUCAGGGCCAGCGGCGACCCAUCUACUGCGACCAGCACCGAGUGGCCAUCUACUCGGCCUCGUUCGGCACCGAACGGCGGGGAUCUGUCCACUGCCCCCAGCCGCCGGGCGUGAGGCUUACUG